AUGUCAAGCUUACUGAACAUUCAUGGCGCACCUUUUCGCCAGCCACAUCCUCCCCCACCUGAGCUUAAUGACACAAAUACCUCAGGGAACUUCAUGAGAAAGAAGUCCUUCAGUGAGGAAGUACUGACUCCUACAACGGAUUCCAGUACCGAAUCAUGGAGUACAAAAGCAACGUCGCAUGGUGGGGUCACCUUGAAUGGCGAUUAUAAGACUCCCAGUAACAUUGUAACCGUUAAGGCCAAUGCUCUUUCGCUUGCGAACCUUCCAUCUGGAUUCUUGAUACCGAAUCACUUCACCCAUCCUCAAGUUCCUUCGGCAGGACAUGCCAAAGCGGUUGAGAAGCAGGACGAGCGUGAUGUUGACCGGGCAGAGCCCUCAAAAGUCAUCUCAUCCUCCUUUGCAUCAGAUAGUGGCGUGUUCAGCGGCUCAAAUACUCGCAGUCAUACUACUGCAACUACAUUAGGGAGCGAUGAUCUUCUUUCAUUGCUUAAUGGUCGAGCCUUUGGGGCUGAUUGGAGAACAACCGAUUUCAAAGAAUCACCAGCGAGCUGGUUAAACCGCUCAGCUGGCGAGGCAAGCAAUAGAUUCGGCCUUCUCGCAGUCGAUGAUCAGGAUAUCCACCAACCCCAAUCUUCACCUGGUAACAUCAGAAAUGAUGUGCGAGAACCAUUCGAACAUACCCCAUCUCGCUUCCCGCAGUCUCAAGAUCGACAACCGCAACCCUGGCGCAGCAGAUAUCUAUCAAACGCUCCAAGCAACGGCGAGGAUGAUGACUCUGCUUAUGAACAGCAGAAAGCUUCGUGGGACUCUACUUCACGAAUUCCUAAAUUUGAUAGCCCGGCACUCCAAAAGGAUAAGUGGAGGAGAUCAAGCGAACUGCCCAAGUCUAAUAUGGGCGAAUUUGCUUCUGGCAACAGAAUCCCCUUCUCUGGCGACAAGCCUUCCCCUUGGGCUGACGACAACAACGCUAGAAAGGGACAGAACAAUAUGUCUCUUGUAAGGGAGGGCCAAAGCCCUACUUCCAAGUUGAAACCAAGCACCGCAAGUCAGAAAGAGUUCUAUCGGCCAUGUAUGAUGGCGAAUGGUACUCGAGAGCGCUUGGCUGGCCAGAGAUAUCAAGGAGACAAAAACUCGGACUAUUACUUGUCGCACAAAGAUCUUCCGGAUGAUCAGAACUGCUCGUUGUGGCUUUCCGACAUUCCACUCACCAUGACUCCUUCCAAAAUCUUUGACCUGAUCGACUGUGGAGCGGUAUGGGUCCUUGAUCUGAAGAAUCCAGAUCGAACUCACUCUCGCAGAGCUGCUGAUCUUUGCUUCAUGACCCCUGAGUCCGCAGCCACAUUCUACAACUCUGUAAAACAAGGCCGUGUCUUAAUGGAAGGUUGCAGAUUUAGCGUUAUCUACAACAAACACGGCGUGCCAAGACGUAACAAACAACAAAGCCGUGUGAUUUUCGUUGACGGACCAGCAGAAAUCAUGACCGUCGCUUACUGGAAAGAGUAUUUCGAAUACUACAACGUUUUCUUCUGGGAUCGGGUCACCGCACGCGACAUGGAUGGUGGUCGAAAGCACAUGCAAUUCAGAUUCGUCCGAAUGCCGGCCCAGUCUCAAAUAUGUCUGCAAGCUCUUCUGCGAGAUGAGAAGAUGACAAUGUUGGGUGUUAAGGCUGGCUAUGUGCCGGAUCCCUGCGACAGGAGGUUUUAUCACGAGUCUUUGGAUCAGGAGGUCCUUGCGUAUGAUGUUAAAAGCGACAAUCGCAAUCAGCCAGCUAACGGAUACGUUGAUUACAAGGAGUUGCUUGAUAUUGUUCCAGAGAGGUAG
Messenger RNA from Glarea lozoyensis ATCC 20868, 1821 nucleotides. RefSeq lists its product as uncharacterized. Lineage: Eukaryota; Fungi; Ascomycota; Leotiomycetes; Helotiales; Helotiaceae. The transcript has a single exon. The record is from RefSeq and is a predicted model, not a curated record. Gene Ontology annotation, molecular function: nucleic acid binding. The coding region runs from base 1 to 1821 and encodes 606 amino acids.